CACACUCCAGCGCAGCAUUCGCUGAACAACAAGCAAAGCGAAGAUGAAGCUAUUGAGGUCUUCCUUGAUCUUGGCCGUGGCUAUAAGCCUGGCCACGGCAGAGGAGAAAGUGGAGAAGGAUACCAAGGCUGAAGAAAAACCAGUAGAAGAAAGCAAAAAACAAGAUAAGAGAGGUCUGUCUGAUUUCGGCUACGGUGACUUUGGCGGCGGAGAACAUAGUUUCGGCGGCGGAGAACAUAGUUUCGGUGGCGGCGACCUCGGAGGUUACGAGAGCCACGGCCAUGAAGAACAUGUGAAGACCAUCACUGUUGUCAAGAAAGUGCCCGUUCCGUACCCCGUGGAGAAACACAUCCCGGUGCCCGUCGAGAAACAUGUGCCAGUGCCCGUCAAAGUCCCCGUGCCGCACCCGUACCCAGUCGUGAAGACCAUCCACUUCCCGGUGAAAGAGACCAUCAAAGUACCUGAGUACAUCCCUAAGCCUUACCCCGUGACCAAACAUGUGCCAGUGCCCGUCAAAGUGCACGUCGACAGGCCAGUACCAGUCAAGGUGUACGAGCACGUCCCCUACCCAGUGGAGAAACACAUCCCUGUGCCUGUGAAAGUACACGUGCCCCAGCCUUACCCGGUGGAGAAACACGUGCCUUUCCCCGUCAAGGUCCCCGUCAAGGUUCACGUGCCUUACCCAGUUGAGAAAAUCAUCCACUACCCCGUGAAGGUGCCCGUCGACCGCCCCGUCCCAGUACAUGUUGACAAGCCCGUGCCUGUGCCUGUUGAGAAGCCCGUCCCCUACCCGGUAGAGAAGCCCGUGCCGUACCCCGUCAAGGUGCACGUGGACCGUCCCGUGCCCGUCCACGUUGACAAGCCUGUGCCCUACCCCGUCAAGGUGCCUGUGCCAGCUCCCUACCCCGUCGAGAAGAUCAUCCCCUACCCGGUUGAGAAGAAGGUGCCGGUCCCAGUCAAGGUGCCAGUUGAAAGGCCCUACCCGGUGCACAUCGAGAAGCACGUGCCCUACCCCGUUGAGAAGCACGUACCUUACCCUGUGAAGGUACAUGUCCCCAUCAUCCACAAGGAGGAACACCACGAAAUUCCCCACCACGAACACCAUGAGAGCCAAGGUCACGAAGAACUCAGCCUAGGAGGUCAUGAGGGUCUUGAAGGAGGCUACGAGGGAGGCUACGGAGGCCACGAAGGUGGACACGAGGAGUACCACCACUAAACAGAACUGAUCUCUUUAUAAAUUUCGUUUUUAGCUUUAAAUGUUAUCUUGUGUUUAGUUUGCCUAAGUAUUGUUUUUUGUU
Molecule: messenger RNA, 1298 nt
Organism: Pectinophora gossypiella (pink bollworm)
Lineage: Eukaryota; Metazoa; Arthropoda; Insecta; Lepidoptera; Gelechiidae
Gene: CPG11
Exons: 2
Coding region: 44-1216 (390 amino acids)
Source: RefSeq, a predicted model, not a curated record